GCUGAAGUGAGGUGGAGAUAAGAAGCCAUUUCUGGAUGAAAGUUGAAAAGAAUGCCGUUCCUCCAUGGUUUCCGCAGAAUCAUCUUUGAAUAUCAGCCUUUGGUAGAUGCUAUCUUGGAAUCUGUAGGGUUGCAAGAUCCCGAAGGCCAGGAGUCGCAGGAGAGUCCCAGCUAUGCGGCCGAAGACAACAGCAAGUUUCUGCUUCAGAAACUUUUGGAAAGAGAAUCCCAUUCAACUUUUUACCAGGAAGGCGUGAGCUACGCUUUGCUGAAGGUGGCUGAGCUCGGCUUGGUCCAGGCGGCGGAAAUUCUCUUGCACAACGGGGCCGACAUCACCUUCGAAGAUCCGGUCACCUAUUACACAGCCUUGCACAUUGCGGUGCUCCGAAACCAGCCCGACAUGGUUGAGCUUCUGGUGCAACGCGGCGCAGACAUCAACCGCAGAGACCGGAUUCAUGAAAGUAGUCCUUUGGACCUUGCCAGCGAAGAGCCGGAACGCUUGCCCUGCCUGCAGCGUCUCCUAGAACUCGGAGCUGAUAUCAACGCUGCGGAUAAACAUGGAAAGACAGCUUUACUGCAUGCGCUGGCCAGCAGCGACGGGGUUCAAAUCCACAACACGGAAAACAUUCGCCUUUUGUUGGAAGGAGGCGCAGAUGUCAAGGCCACCACGAAAGACGGGGACACCGUUUUCACCUUCCUCAUCUUCUUGCUCGGCGAGACGGUGGGGAGCGACGCCGAAGAGGCCGAGAUGAUCAACCGCUUCUGCUUCCAGGUGACGCAGCUGCUGAUGGCGCACGGCGCCAACCCCAGCGAGUGCCCGCCCUACGAGUCCCUCACCCACCUCUGCCUCAAGAGCUUCCGACUCCACUUCCCGCUCUUGCGCUUCCUGUUGGAGUCGGGGGCCUCCCACAGCUGCUCCCUCCACGGCCCCGCCUGUUGGUCGGGCUUCGACAUCAUCUUCGAACGCCUGUGCUCCCUCCUGAGCGAGUCGGAGGACGACGGCUUCUCCAUCGACCUGCUGCAGAAGGCCGAGACCACCCUGGAGCUGAUGACGGCCAGCUGCCCAGUGGUGAAGCUGCCCAGCAACUUCCAGAUCGACCUGAGCAACUGCCGUUACCACCAAGACAAGAUCAGAGCUCUUUUCGGGAAAUUGAAGCAGCUGGAGAACACCCCGCCCACUUUGAAACACCUCUGCCGAGCCCGUUUGCGGCAGUAUCUCCAGCCUUGGCCGGUGGACGUGAAGGUGCAGGCCCUUCCUCUGCCCAAUCGGUUAAAAAGAUACCUCCUUAUAGAUCCGAGCGCGACUGUGGAGCACGUGUGACCUCGCAGGACCAGAAGCGGAUCAGAGAUGCUUGCCAGAUGCCCCUCCGUUCCCCGAUCCAGCUGUGAUGUCCUGACAAGCACGUGAACGGGGAGACCUCCGUUUCAGCAGCCAACCUGAUAUUCGACAGCCGGCUUGGCCGGUCUGGCUUCACACUGCGUGCGGUUUACCAAAUUGCUUGGAGCACGCUCAGCUGGCGGGGACGCGGGAAGGCAUUUGGCGGCUUGGGAUUUGCCACGGAAUCACACCUUGACGGGAGCCAGGCAGGAGGAAAAGUACUUUGUGGAGUUGUAGGUCAACUAGGGAAAAAUUUGCCCUUUGGCGCAAAAGUGUGUUGAGUUUCUGUGGGUUAUAUUGGGGCCAUGCUGAACAUCCGGGGUUGGGGGCCAGGGAGGAGAUGGGGCAUGCCAGCAGCCAAUUAAAAGGAUGCACCUACACUGCUU
This is a messenger RNA of Candoia aspera, 1763 nucleotides long. RefSeq names its product ankyrin repeat and SOCS box containing 6 (gene ASB6). The transcript has 7 exons. Bases 52 to 1320 code for a protein of 422 amino acids. Gene Ontology annotation, molecular function: protein binding. Gene Ontology annotation, biological process: intracellular signal transduction. Lineage: Eukaryota; Metazoa; Chordata; Lepidosauria; Squamata; Candoiidae. The record is from RefSeq and is a predicted model, not a curated record.